AUGCAGGAGGAAGGAACAAAUGAAGGGAUACUGAGGCCAGGGAUGGUUCUCCUAAAACAUCACUUAUCACAUCAUGAACAGGUAGAAAUAGUGAAAAAUUGCUGCGAUCUCGGUCUCGGUCCUGGAGGAUUCUAUCAACCAGGCUAUGCAGAUGGAGCCAAACUUAGAUUGAUGAUGAUGUGUCUUGGUAAGGACUGGGAUCCUCAAACAAGAAAAUAUGGAUAUAAAAGGGGGAUUGAUAGUAGCCAACCACCAAGUAUUCCUCCUUACUUUAAUAAGUUGGUUACAAGAGCUAUACGAGAAGCACAUCAGCUAUAUAAUCAGAAAUUUGGAAUAAGCUAUGUAGAGGAUUUACUACCUUCAAUGACUCCUGAUAUAUACAUUGUCAAUUUUUAUUCAACUAGUGGAAGACUUGGUCUUCAUCAGGAUCGCGAUGAAAGGGAAGAAAGUCUUCAAAAAGGGUUGCCAGUUGUAUCCUUCUCGAUUGGUGAUUCAGCAGAAUUUCUUUACGGAGAUCAAAGGGAUGUUAAGAAGGCAGAGAACAUACUUCUAGAAUCAGGAGAUGUUCUUAUAUUUGGUGGUGAUUCUCGACAUGUCUACCAUGGUGUCUCAUCUAUCAUACCAAAUUCGGCACCAGAUGAAUUGGUUCAAGAUACCGGCCUUUGUCCUGGUCGCCGCAAUCUUACAUUUAGACAGUAUUGA
Molecule: messenger RNA, 702 nt
Organism: Lathyrus sativus (Indian pea)
Lineage: Eukaryota; Viridiplantae; Streptophyta; Magnoliopsida; Fabales; Fabaceae
Source: the annotation of a GenBank genome assembly